ACUAAACCGCCAUCCCAGACAUCAGAAAACUGUGCGGAAAAUGGAGUAUCUGAACACGGAAGAAGUGGCUGCGUUCAAGAGAUCCAAGCACAAACGCGUACAAAGCAGAGCAUCACAGACAACGGAGCAGCUCAAAAACAAUCCAGACAGAAUCUGGCCCCCACAAAGAGGCAACGGGAGAGUGAGAACAUGGUGUCCCAGUCCAAGCAGCAAAGAGUUGAAGGCAGCUGUGUCCAUGAGAAACAAGCGACGGAUGGAUUUGAUGCAAGUUUUGCAGCAGAGCACCAAAAUAAGCAAAUCCACCAGAGAAGCCCAGAGACUGAAGACGAUGUGGUUGAGCAGUUUGCUAUCGAUACCACACAGAAUCUUGAAACCACAAAUGCUGCCACGGACACAUGCGAGGGAUUAGCUCUUGGACACUCGCUUGAAGCUGCAGCCGCCCCAAAGGGAUGGGUGAUCGGCCCCUUGUUUCAGUCAUUCAAAUCGAAAAUGGCCAGUUUCACAGAAAUAGUCAUGAGUCCUGUUAAACUCUUCAGAGCUAAUACUGCUCUCCCGUGCACGGACCUUCCAGACCAACUGGAUGAGUCCGAGCUACCGGCCAAUGGAGCAUCUGACGUUGAACACUCGGAGCCAAGCCUUGUGUUUAAUUCAGAAGCACAAAGUGAGAAUGCAAAUCAGAAGAGGGUCUGUAAAGUAGAAGGUGCACAAAACGUAAAAAGUAGAUAUUCCAAAAAAUUAUCUUUUGAUGCCGAGUUACCGUCACAUAACUCCGAGCAGGCGGAUGAAUGUGCAAUGACCCAAAAGGUAAAGAACUCUCCUGAUCCUUUGCAACGCUGCGCCUUACCCCUUGUGUCUGAGGAAGCGUCAGACUCUGUCGGGGCCUCUACGUUGUCACCGCCCUCUCUCAAUAGAAGUGCCUCUCAUGAAACCAAGUUGAAUAUGUCUGAGGCUAUCGAGGACCAAACGGGCAAGUUGUCUGCCGAGCUGAAACCACUGCCUCGGUCUCCAGGUCUCGGCAGAGCAAAGAGAGACGUGGAACUGGAGUGCCAUUCCGAAGACUGUGUGAAGAGGAAGAGAUUAACAGCAGAUGCAUGUCCAACGGAUCCCAAAAGACCAGAGUUCUUAAAUGUGGCGCCAGAUAUUGGCAUGUCGAGACCACCAAGAAGAGAAGUUGUGUUGAGAAAUCCCGUUGUGUAUGCGGAAGAAACGCUGCAACCUGUUAGAAAAAGACCACCAAGAGCAAAUAAGAAAGGUGAACAUGGACAAGAAAUAAUUGCUACAAUAAAUGAAACUGUGUUAAUCACACAGACUGGAGCUUACCCACUGGAUGUAAGCAGCGGUGUGUCAGAGAAUAGCCUGAAGGGGAGCGGCAGCAAGGGGAAGCCCAGGGGUUUGUGCAAGAAGCUGAAGACCAAAACGGGCCUUGGUGAAACUGAUGUAAACAUUGCUAACGGUGUGGAACUGGAAACCAGCGCGGCCAUCGCCUCGACCAAACAAGCCGAGCAGGACACGCGAUCAGAAGCCCUUUCUCGUCCUGCUAUAAAGCCCCUCCAGAGCUCACGCAAGCGCCGGAAUAUAAACAAGAAUCCCGUCAAGCGGAAAUCGCCGAGCCAAUCGAGCUCAUCGAUAGAAUUAGACGCCGCUUUGUUUUCUACCUCCGCGGCGCCAUCGAUGGCGCCGUUGGAUCUCACGGCCACAGAUUUGAACUCUUUUCAAAAUGAGCAGGGCUCGAAAAAGGGACUGAACAAGCCGUCCAAGAGAACCAAAAAGAGUUUUAGAGUUGAUGUUAAGUCGUCUGCAUCUGGUGGGCGUCAAGAGGCGACGCAGUGUUCCCAUGACCUCCAUUCGAUAGCCAAAGAAAACCAGCCAUGCAGAGGUCAAAUCUCAAUGGACCCGGUGUAUUUUGAAAUGACACCUUUUGAAAGUAUUCAACAACCUUCGUCCUCCCAACUUCCUUUAAACGGCUCUGGACAAUCAAAUAAUGAAGUUAACCACGUCACCGAUGGGAAAGAGAAGGGUACUGCUUCUGUAUCGGCCGAGGUAUUCCCCACCGACGCUGAAGCCAGCGACCACAGCAGCAUUAGCGUCUCUAAGUCGAGUACAAGAAGGGUUAAUAUUAAGCCAAAGAGAGCAGGUAAAAAGGGGAGUAAAUGCGUGUUGCUUACCAGGACAUGUAAAGGUCAAGAGGGGACUCAGUCCGUCUUUAUGGAUAAUGAAGACCUGGCUACAGCACGUUUACCCUCAGAAGGAAAUGACCUGUCCAGGCUCCUGAUGCGCAGCUACUCUUGCCCGGAGAUCUCCUUGCUUCGUCUCCCUGACACCCCCUGGACUUCCGCUCUGCAGUCACCCCAUCAUAGCAGGUUCCACCCAACACACCAGCAUCAGUCUUUCCACUCUCCUGUCCAUCAUGCCCACAAUUCCCUGCGGCGGGCUCGUCGACACACAGUCUGCAGCGUAGAAGUGGAGCGGGAGAUCGCCCCUCUGUGCCUUCGCAAGGAGGUGUACCCGUCCAGAAGAUCUCUCCCCUACGAUGGAGCCGCCCAACGCCACGGGUUGUCUCCGAGUCUUUCACUUUCUCCCAGCAGCUCCCUCGCCGCUCUCGUUUCCUGCUUCCUCUCAAGCCCUCUGGCUUUCCUCUCUACGAAACCCGACAGGAGAAGCGUCACCAGCGCCGGCACUUCCACUCAUGUUUCUUCUCCCAGCUCCUGUGCUCCAUUAUCCCCGGUGGUUCUCCUCGAAAGAAUCGACUCGCCCAGUUCUACCACGUUGGACUAUAGGAGAAGUGGGAAUCUGUCGGAGCGAGAGAUGGUGAGAAGACACCAGAGUGAAGAGGAGGAUGAUGGCGAGGACACAAGCUCAUCCUGUCAGGAGUUUGAAGACAUUGGGUUGAGAGAAGAAACGGCUUUCUCCGAUUCGGAAAUCAAGGUGGUGCAAAAGCACGAGGAACGAGGGAAGGUGUCAUCUAUAAGAAUUCGGAAAACUUUGCCCAAACCUCAGAACAACCUGACACCGAUGGGCCUGCCCAGACGCAUCAGGCUGAAUAAGAAGGAGUUUAGUUUGGAAGAAAUUUACACUAAUAAGAAUUUCAGCAAACUCCCAGAAAGCCGGCUGGAGACCAUAUUCGAGGUGCCGCUCAGUCGCCGGGAUGGCUCCGAGUGCCGGUACGGCCCGAGGCGCGUGAAAAGAUUUUUGCAGUUCGUGGAUACCGGCGAGGUCAGAAAAGCAAAGAAGCCUCUCGUUGGGGUUGGAAAGGCAGGUGAUCCCACAGACGAUGCUGCAGAUGGCCAGUUUCCUGUGGUGCUCGUCAUCGCAGCAGCAGGAGGCGGCGCUCGGUCCAGCGCUGAUGAUUGCUGGAGUGUUCUGUGUGUCUCCUGCCCCCGGGACGGUCGUCAGGAGGAUCGCCACCUCAUCCACCGCCUCGCGCUUCAGAGGUCUGCAGUUUCCUCUCCGAUUAUUGAUCAGACAUAACCGGACACAUUCGAACUUCACAGGUCGUGUUUGAUAUUUUCUGUUCCAUUAAUGUUCAUGUUUACAUUCUGAUUAAUGUCACAAUGUCAGAGUCUCUCUCCAUUAUUAAACCUGAAGAACACGGAAUAUGACGUAUAGCCCUGCAUGCACUCUGCCAAAACACUAUUGUAAUUUGUUGAUGAAUUUACAUGACAUGGCAGACCUCCCACAGGAAGUGAUGGAUUUUUUAAUACACUAUUUAAAAUGUCCCUUAUUAAUGAGACUAAACGUUGACCCUCUCUAAAAUCUAGCCCACCUGGUUUUCUUUUGGACUCAUAUUGGUAAUUAGAAUCAGUCCAGGUGUAUUUCUGCAUGACCCAAAGGGAAUAUCUGGGUUUUAAGGAGUUUGCGCUUGAUUUCCUUCCUGUUAUUUCCCCUAACUGACGGCCCUGUGGUGCAUGCUGCUGAUGUGUUUUAUGCUGAAAGCAGAAAGAUUCUCCUAAGCUGCCACCUUGUAUUAAAAGCGUACACGGUUUGAUACGGUUUCCCUGGGAUUGACUACAUGACCUGUAGCCCAUAGUGCUCGCUAGGCAAGACGAGUUCAGUGUAAAGAAUUUCAAAAUAAAGUUCCCUACAAGCCUAAACAAGUUCUUCAAAAGUAUUUACAUUUUUACUGGGCAUGAGAGUUUUUCUGAACUGGGUGUUUGCAUCAUGAAACAGAGAGUAGCUUUCGGAUGGCGUAACCGUGUCAUGUGUUCUCUGUUAUCGAGAUGAAAACAAACAAAAUGCUUGAAAAACUUGAAAGAUCACUUUUUAAAACAAUGUGGAAACCUCCCCCUUGGCCGGCAAAUUGUCCUGGAACUUUAUCUGAUCUCAGAUUUUAUCAAAAAGCGUGCCAGCCGGCUCUGUUUGCUUGUCACUUUGAGACAAUACACCUGCAGAGAGUUGGACUGGCUUGAUAAUAGUAUCACCACGUAAUGCUCUCCAGGCCCGUGACUCAUUUGUAGUGGCUGUGAGAAACUUGUGUGGGUUAUUAAGUAUGCGUAGUUUUCCGGGUAUAAUGUAAAUCUGGUCCUAGCAGACAGAAGGGAGAAUACAACUUGAUUACUGAAUAUCACAUUCACCAGAUGAUGCACUUUAAACACAACUAAACCUCAUUUUACAAGUAAAAUUUUACUUUAAAGUACACACCUGAUUUAAAUUGUAAAUCCUCAGUCUUCAGUGAGUUUCUUAGUUGUCCAGAAUGUGACCCAGAGUGAUAUUAAAGU
This is a messenger RNA of Pseudoliparis swirei, 4715 nucleotides long. It is a transcript of the gene prr14, whose product is annotated as proline rich 14. Bases 190 to 3468 code for a protein of 1092 amino acids. The transcript has 11 exons. NCBI's taxonomy places the organism in Eukaryota, Metazoa, Chordata, Actinopteri, Perciformes, Liparidae. The record is from RefSeq and is a predicted model, not a curated record.